AAUUCGGCGGCGCCUCACGUGACCGCAGUCUUGUGACUGGCCCAAGAGCAGGAACACGAUUUUCAAGAGUUCGCCAACAGUUUUAAGUAGAUACUGCUGAGAUCAAAAGGAAAGGGAAACAACGAGGCCUUAAUCAGAAAGGUUGUUAUAUUACGAAAACUAAAAUCAGGAGGUUUCUAAAAACUAACAACGUGUAAAUCGGCAUUAAUUGCUGAUAUAUUAGAGCGACAUGCAUUGAACACAAAGGGUCCAAUGUCCAAUUUACCAGCGAGCAGAAAGUAGCUGUAGGGUCGGGAGGGAUACUUUCGUUAUCUGAAGUUCUUGUUUUUAAUCGAGCCCCGGAAAACGUAUGUUAGAUCGGCAGCGUCGUUCUAAAAGCUUGUAGGACGGAAUCAAACUUGAAGGAGCAACACGUCAAAUAUGGACAGCAAACCGCUGCUGCAAGAGAGACCUCCUGCCUACAACGCGGUGCCCGGUGCUUAUGAAUACGGACCACAGCAUAACUACGGGGCCAUUCCUCCGCCUGCCCAGCCACAGCCGGGAUUCCAGCAACCACCGCCGCCGUAUCAGUAUCCCGAGGGACCAGGAUGCACACACCCGUCCCUGCCAGUGCCCCCUGUUGCCCAACAGCCAAACUACACAGGAACGUACACCAUCAUCCAGCCCUCCGUGGUGGUGGUGGGAGGCUGCCCAGCUUGCCGAGUCGGCGUGCUGGAGGAUGACUUCACCUGCCUAGGAAUCCUCUGCGCCAUUGUCUUCUUUCCCAUUGGGAUCCUCUUCUGCCUCGCACUGCGCCAGAGGAGGUGUCCCAACUGCGGAGCCACCUUCGGAUAGGCCAAAACGCGUCUCGAAAGAAAUCCCUCAACUGUUCUUUUGAUCUUUUUUUUUUCUCCUAAAUUGCCAUUCGCCAUGCACUUGCCUCCAUCAGGCUUAUGUUUGUAAAAUUACCCUGUGGCAGCCAAACCCAGAUAUGCAUGUGAGAACGUGUAGCCCAGCCCACCUGCCCCAUUCCCGUUCACAUGCAUGGAAAGGAGGAAAGUAAGUAACUUUGUCAUCUUGCAAUUCUCUACUUUACUAUUCACCUAUUAGCCGGUGCCUUUGAAAUAAACAUACAUAAUCAUGUUAUUUUUAGUAAUGCAAGAACCUGAACAGGGAAUGUGCCACCUAUAUGUAUGAAUACCAAUGAAGGACUGAGGGGGUGAACUGAAAAUGGAGUGGUGUUCCGUGGAUGGAACACAUCCCCCACCAACCCCCUUGAUGCAUCCUAUCCCACCACCAACCUAGUACGCUUCCUAUCCCACCACCAACCUAGUACGCUUCCUAUCCCACCACCAACCUAGUACGCUUCCUUUUUUCUCAAAACAGAUCGUCUUCUGGUAAUCGGUGGUUAUCUAUCAUUCCAUUUGAGCUUUGCUUGAAAUAUCACAAGGGCAUAAUUCCCUAUAUUUUUUUCAGCGUCUAAGCAAUCAUAAGUGCUUUUGCACCUAAUUUAAUCGCAAACAGGCAUCUGUAGCCAAUCAAAUAUGAUCCUUUCCCUUGAGUGAUGUAAAGGAAACAUUCGUUGGAGGAAACCAUUUUAGUAGGAACUCAUGAUGUAGAAACUAGGUGAAUGUUCUACAAUUGUCAUUGUAGGCUCUGUGUUUUUCUAGCACAUCACUGGUGAUGUAUUGGUGAGCAUUCGACUGCUAUUUGCAUCGACCUUAGGAAUCACUUUCGGACCUUGGUCAUUUAAAAUGUAACACUGUGAAUGAUUUCAGGGAAACUUGUGAAGGUAUGUUAGAUGGGGGAAAAACCGGAAGAAAAACUGGACUGAUUCAAGUAGCUCAAGCUCAAGAUAUCAAAUCUGUUCAGCUGUGUUGCAUUCAUACAUUAGGUUAAGAUAUAAAUAUUUCACAGGCAUUUUACCUUGAAAUACACUAAACUCUCCUAUGAUUUAUUGUAACUUUUAUAUAACAAUUGUAAAUAAAAUUGAGCAUGUA
Molecule: messenger RNA, 1979 nt
Organism: Brienomyrus brachyistius
Lineage: Eukaryota; Metazoa; Chordata; Actinopteri; Osteoglossiformes; Mormyridae
Product: brain protein I3-like
Exons: 3
Coding region: 421-834 (137 amino acids)
Source: RefSeq, a predicted model, not a curated record